GUAGCAGUGAACAAGAACCAAAUUAUAAACAAUACAUAGCCCAAGCUAAUCUUGGACCUACAUUGCCACUGAGUGAAAGCGCUUAACACCCCACUACAAGUUCGCUCCCAACCAUCAUCAUCGAUUCAUACAUAUUCUUGACUGAGGACUACUAGUUCUGGUAGUCUAGAGUCCAUGCUGGCAUGAGAUUCACUAUGUUACCUUCACCAUUAUCACUUUUCGCAACAUGGUUCGUGCUUCAAGCCGCUGCCGCUCCGGCCGCGGCGGCAGGCUCAAAGGUCCUGACCCCUCAAGAUUUUAAGGAGACUGUCGCAGAUGGGAUUUGGUUCAUCGAGCAUUUUUCCCCAUAUUGUCGUCAUUGUCGGAACUUUGAACCGACAUGGAACCGUGUAGUAGAUGAAUUUGAGAAGAAACCCAAUCUAGGGAUACAUAUGGCGCAGGUUAAUUGUGCGCUGAACGGGGACUUGUGCACCGAGAAUGGUGUUACAGGAUACCCUCAAAUGAACCUCUACCGGAACGGACAGUUCGUAGAGACCUUCACUGACGAACGCGACUUCAAUAUCCUUGUAGACUUCCUUCUUGCGCGUGCUGAACCUGUUGCGGAUUUCUUGUCAUCCUCUACUACGGUUGAGCAGGAGGAAUUGGCAGCCGAGAUUGUUCCAGUAGACGAGAAUUUGGUAAUUCAAACGUCGCAGGUGGAAUCCAACCCUUCAGGAGAGGUGGUAUCCUUAACUAGUGAGACAUUCGACAAUUUUGUGGCCCAGGCGCCUACAUUCGUCAAGUUCUUUGCGCCAUGGUGCGGACACUGCAAGAAACUCGCUCCAACGUGGAUGCAGGUUGCUCGUCGCAUGCAGCAUAAGCUCAAUAUCGCGGAAGUCAACUGUGAUGAGUUUAAGUCGCUAUGCUCGAAGCAAGGGGUUACAGGCUAUCCUAUGCUGUUCUACUAUUCUCACGGCGCAAAGACGGAGUACACAGGAAGUAGAAAAUACGAGCCACUUGUGGCUUUCGCUGACAAGGCAGCAUCUCCGACGAUGCAACAAAUAAGUGCUCAUGAUCUUGACAAGGUGGUUCAUGAAAAUCCUGUUGCGUAUGUCCUCCUACUUUCUUCAUCAAAUGAACAAAUUAUGAAUGAGGUCGCUAAAGACUCUCAAUUACUUCUCGGAUCACCCCCGAUUUUUGUAUCAUCUUCCAAGGAACUCUUUACCCGCUAUGAUAUCCCAACGACAGAAUCCUGGGUCAUCCUGUCUUUCAAAGAUAAUGACCCAAAGGAACCUAUCUCAGUCUUCGACUCAUCCAUUUCUGACAAGCUUAGCACUUGGCUCUUCGCCAACCGCCUCCCAACCUCCAUCGAGCUCUCACGUGAUGUGUUCCAACAGGUAAUGCAUGCUCCACAUAACCCACUCGUUGUAAUCACUGCGACGCCCAACGACAUCCAAAAUGAUGUCUCAUCGAAGUUAAACGAUAUCGCAAAGAAGUGGCGCCUGCGCAAGAACCGUGUUGGGAGACAGGAUGUAAUAUUCACGUGGAUGGACGCUGAUCAAUGGGGAAGUUGGAUGAAGAGUAUGUAUGGUGUGAAGGUCAAGGAUCAGCCGAAGGUGGUGGUUGCAGAUCAUAAUCGCCUGGUCUACUGGGAUAGGGAUACCACUGGGCAGCCUAUUCAACUUAACGCCGUCAGCAUAUUCUCUGCUAUUGAAGGAGUUUACGACAAUAAAAUACGUUCCAAGCACUCUGAGAAUAUCAUGGAGCGCAUUCUUAGGGCCUUCAACUCAAGUCUCACAAGCACUGAGGAUUUCAUCAUCGCCCAUCCGUACAUGGCCGUCCUGCUGAUUCUUGGAUUUUUGGCAGCGGUCAUUAUGGCGAUCAAGAGACUUUUGGAUGAUGAUACAGAUCUGCAGUCUGAGCAUAGGUACAUCAAGGGUGGUCGUCUGGAUUAAUUCAUGUAUACUUUUCUCGAACUCAAACGUGAAUUUACCAGGAG
Suillus clintonianus is the source of this 1978-nucleotide messenger RNA. RefSeq names its product thioredoxin-like protein. The transcript is spliced from 8 exons. Gene Ontology annotation, cellular component: endoplasmic reticulum. Lineage: Eukaryota; Fungi; Basidiomycota; Agaricomycetes; Boletales; Suillaceae. Gene Ontology annotation, molecular function: protein disulfide isomerase activity. The record is from RefSeq and is a predicted model, not a curated record. The coding region runs from base 183 to 1934 and encodes 583 amino acids.